AUGGGAGUGACUAUAGAGGGAGUUGACUGUAUUUUAGCUAUCAAAUGUAUGAAUAUUUAUAAUAUUACUGAUGAACAAGACAAUAAUAGCGAUAGUAAUAAUAAUGUUGAAGAAAUUCAAAAUGAAGAGAAUGUUGGUGGUAAAGAUGGUAAUAGAGGUAGAGGUCAGGAUAGAGGUCAGGGUAGAGCAAGAAAUAGCAGUAGUGAAAAGGAUAAUAGAGAAUAA
Molecule: messenger RNA, 225 nt
Organism: Rhizophagus irregularis DAOM 181602=DAOM 197198
Lineage: Eukaryota; Fungi; Glomeromycota; Glomeromycetes; Glomerales; Glomeraceae
Source: RefSeq, a predicted model, not a curated record